GUCGCCCGCGCCCGCGCCCGUGCCGCCGCCGCCGCCGCUGUGCCCGCGAGCGGGAGCCCGAGUCGCCGCCGCCAAGCGCAACCCGAGGCACGCCGAGCCCGUCCGCCGCCGCCAUGGCCACCACGGUGACCUGCACCCGCUUCACCGACGAGUACCAGCUCUACGAGGAUAUUGGCAAGGGGGCUUUCUCUGUGGUCCGACGCUGUGUCAAACUCUGCACUGGACACGAGUACGCGGCCAAGAUCAUCAACACUAAGAAGCUGUCCGCCAGAGAUCACCAGAAGCUGGAGAGAGAGGCUCGGAUCUGCCGCCUUCUGAAGCAUUCCAACAUCGUGCGCCUCCACGACAGCAUCUCCGAGGAGAGCUUCCACUACCUCGUCUUUGACCUGGUCACUGGUGGGGAGCUCUUUGAGGACAUCGUGGCCAGAGAGUACUACAGCGAGGCAGAUGCCAGUCACUGCAUCCAGCAGAUCCUUGAGGCGGUUCUCCACUGCCACCAAAUGGGGGUCGUCCACAGAGACCUCAAGCCUGAGAACCUGCUCCUGGCUAGCAAGUGCAAAGGUGCCGCCGUGAAGCUGGCCGACUUCGGCCUCGCGAUCGAGGUGCAGGGGGACCAGCAGGCGUGGUUUGGGUUCGCCGGCACGCCGGGCUACCUGUCCCCGGAGGUCCUACGCAAGGAAGCCUACGGCAAGCCCGUGGACAUCUGGGCAUGUGGGGUGAUUCUGUAUAUCCUGCUCGUGGGCUAUCCCCCAUUCUGGGACGAGGACCAGCACAAGCUGUAUCAGCAGAUCAAGGCUGGAGCCUACGACUUCCCAUCCCCCGAGUGGGACACAGUCACUCCUGAAGCCAAAAACCUCAUCAACCAGAUGCUGACCAUCAACCCCGCCAAACGCAUCACGGCCCACGAGGCCCUCAAGCACCCGUGGGUCUGCCAACGCUCCACGGUGGCCUCCAUGAUGCACAGACAAGAGACUGUGGAGUGUCUGAAGAAGUUCAACGCCCGGAGAAAGCUCAAGGGAGCGAUCCUCACCACCAUGCUGGCCACGCGAAACUUCUCAGUGGGCAGACAGACCACCGCUCCGGCCACAAUGUCCGCUGCGCCCUCCGGUGCCCCCAUGGGGCUGGUGGAACAAGCCAAGAGUUUACUCAACAAGAAAGCGGACGGAGUCAAGCCCCAGACGAAUAGCACCAAAAACAGCGCAGCCGUCACCAGCCCCAAGGGGACGCUCCCUCCCGCCGCCCUGGAGCCUCAAACCACCGUUAUCCAUAACCCUGUGGACGGGAUUAAGGAGUCAUCUGACAGCACCAACACCACCAUCGAGGAUGAGGACACGAAAGCCCGCAAACAGGAAAUCAUCAAAAUCACUGAACAGCUCAUUGAGGCCGUCAACAACGGCGACUUUGAGGCCUACGCGAAAAUCUGUGACCCCGGCCUGACCUCCUUUGAGCCAGAAGCUCUGGGCAACCUGGUAGAAGGCAUGGACUUCCACAGAUUCUACUUUGAGAACUUGCUCGCCAAGAACAGCAAGCCGAUCCACACGACCAUCCUGAACCCGCACGUGCACGUCAUCGGCGAGGACGCGGCGUGCAUCGCCUACAUCCGCCUCACGCAGUACAUCGACGGGCAGGGCCGGCCCCGCACCAGCCAGUCCGAGGAGACCCGCGUGUGGCACCGCCGCGACGGCAAGUGGCAGAACGUGCACUUCCACUGCUCGGGCGCGCCCGUGGCCCCGCUGCAGUGAAGAGCCGACGCCGUGGUCCAUCCUGACAGAGUUGGUGUUUGAAGCCAAGCCGCCCUCCGGGCGCACGGCCUGCCUGUCGCAUGUUCGUGUCUGCCUCGUCCCCUCCCCUGGUGCCUGUGUCUGCAGAAAAACCAAGACCAGAUGUGAUCUCUUUUUAAAAAACAAAAUGACGGCAACUUACAACCAUCAGAAAAAAAAAAAUUGACAUCAGAUGAAAUGGAAAAAAAAAAGGCAAAAACUAAACCAAGAGAAAAAGCUGUAAAAAAAAAGAAAAGAAAAAUCACUGGCGUUUGUGGGGCUUUGAAACCGACCAGCUGCGCCUGCCCCCACAGCUCCACGUGUGUCCGGCUCCUGCUCUCCAGCUCCUGGGGGCCCAGGUGUGGCAGUGAAAUUGUCCCCAGGGCUCCACCACCUCCGUUGACUCCCCCUCCCCACCCCGUGUUGAACAGUGUUAGUUUGUUAGAUGACAUACACACACACAGACACACACACACACACAACCUAAGGUAUUUUGCAUUCUCUCUGCCAACGCAUGGGCCUCUGCAGUGGUGUGCUUGCAAGUGGCUGUCGUGACCUGUCAGGUGUUUUUGGGGAACGGGGCUGUAUCUGUCCCUCUGGGCCUCCCCUCCUCUCUCCGCUAGUCGUGACUGAGAGUUGCUGUUGUUCCCUCCUGCUUUCUUUCUUUCUUUCCUUCCUUUCGCCUGUCAUCCUUCCCUCCCUGUCAGGGGUGGCCGUGGGGCUCCCGCCCUGGGCCCAGCCAUGGCUGAUGAACACCCACAGAGGGCCAGGCCAGCCCCUCCUGCCCCCGGAGCUGCCCACGGGCCCUGGCGAGAGCAGGUUGUCACCAGGAGGCUGGAGCAGGCCGGGGCUGGCCUUUUCCUGCCUGGGCCUCGGAUCCCACCAUACACAUUGGGAGGAAAAUGGAGACGCUGUGGAAAAGACAGAUUGGGGCUGGGGACUCGGACCUGGCUUGGCCGCAGUUCUCCAGACUAUCCUGGAAGGCUCCAGAGCUCCCAGGUCUGCCCUUUCCAGGGGCUGGUGAGGUGCAGACGUGGGGCACACUUUGGUUUCAGACUUCUUGCCUGGCAAGGCAGCUGGGAGGACUGUGCUUCUGUGGCUUCCAUGUGCCCCUCCUCCUCCUGCCGGAUCUCCUGGUCAGCAGCACGUGGAUCAGCGGCUCUGCCCGGCGGCCCUCUCCUGGGCGGCCUGGAAGCAGACACACCGAGGGGCUGUGGGUCCCCUGUUCCUGCCUGAAGCCGGAGGAGGCUGGGCUGGGCAUCUGGGGACUGAGGUCUGUGGUAGGUGGGGCCGUGGGCUUCCCGGCAGGAAGUGGCAGAGAGGGUGGGGGGCAUGGAGACAGGUGGCCGUCCAGGUUCCUGGGCAGCGGUAGGUCUUCUGAUGUCUGGUCUGGGAGCAGUGAAGAAAUUAGAGGGGAGGACUCUACUGAGCCUGGUGGGGAGGGCAAGGCUGGCUAAAGGGUGGGGGUCAGGGGGCAGUGCUUGGGAUGUCAGCUUUAGGGCUGAAGCCUCCCCACCCUAGCUAACACCCCCUGAAUCCCAGCUCCUCUCCAGCCCUGGUGAAGGCUGUAGUGGGUGUGCCAAGGGCCAGCAGAGUCUCGGUAUGGGACAGAGAAAAGGCUGCGUGUGGGAGAGACGCAGGUCAGGUGGGGCCUCCGGGGAGACAGAGGUCCAGGAUGCCAAAAGCUUGAGGGAGGCCCCGGCGGGGAUGGCUGUAGCCGUCGGCACAGAGUCCAGGGCCUGGGCAAGGACGGGGAGGGCGGCCGACGGGUCAGGGUGGGAGAACUUGUGUCCAGUAGGGCAGCCGGGCCAGAGAGGAAGGAGGUCCCCAGGGAAGGGCCCGCCAGCCCACCUUCUGUUCAUGUAUGUUUUCAACAAAGGUUUUCUUUAUCUUUCCUCCCUCUCCCUCUGACAAAUCAAACCAAGGGCUGGGCCGGAGUGGGAAGCAGGGCAAGUAUCCUCAUGUCCAAGGGCAGUGUCCAUCCGUGGACACCCCACCCCCCACCCCCACUGUAGACGGCUGUAGAAAUCCACCAGGAGUGAGCCCCCAGGCCCUGGAACUGCAGAACAUGCCACAGACAAGCAUGUGGCCAGUAGCCAUCCCGUCCCCUAUCCCAGGGCCUCUCUCCUCUGCCGCUCUCCUGGGCACCACCACGGGGCCGUCUGGGGUGAAUGGGAUUUUUUUUUUUCUUCCUCUGGGGGAUAAGUCCUUUUGCAUGACCUCUAAAGAGAAAAGCGCAGCCAGCAGUGCCCCCGGGUGCCCACGCGUGGUGGCGCCCACCUGGCCCAGGCCAUGGGAGGGUGCUGCAGAGGCUCGCUGGCUGCCCCACGAUGCUGGCCAACCUUUUCCCCUUUUCUCUUUUUGCUGAGUUUCAUUGUCUUUUCUUUCUGAGCCUUGUAAGUGUACAAAAAGAAAUUCUUAUUUUGUUCUGUCUCGGGAAACUGCAAAUAAAACAAGAACAGGACAAAUUGCUUCCA
Messenger RNA from Choloepus didactylus (southern two-toed sloth), 4237 nucleotides. RefSeq names its product calcium/calmodulin dependent protein kinase II beta (gene CAMK2B). The coding region runs from base 114 to 1742 and encodes 542 amino acids. NCBI's taxonomy places the organism in Eukaryota, Metazoa, Chordata, Mammalia, Pilosa, Megalonychidae. Gene Ontology annotation, molecular function: ATP binding; calcium/calmodulin-dependent protein kinase activity; calmodulin binding. Gene Ontology annotation, biological process: protein phosphorylation. Gene Ontology annotation, cellular component: neuron projection; cytoplasm. The record is from RefSeq and is a predicted model, not a curated record. The transcript has 21 exons.